CAUUCUUUAUCUCAUACAGCACCUUAUAAAUACAGACCGAACGCACACUUUAGACACAAAUCAUUUUGAUUUCUGCAGCAGGAAAAGACUUUCUACUGCACUUUGCAACGAGGCAAAAUGAGCAGUGGCGGCAAUGACGAUAAGAAAGGGGGGCCAGGGGAACAUGGAUCCCAAGGACGUGAGCAUGACAAAGAGGAACAGGGAGAAGAAGGACAUGGAGGCUGUGGGGGGGGUGGAGGAAAUCAUGGUCCCCCUGGUGAGCACGGUAGUCCUGGUAGUAACCGUGGUCAGGGGCGUGGUGGUCAAGGUGGGCGUGGUGGUCAAGGUGGACGUGGUGGUCAAGGUGGCCGCGGUCGUGGCGGUCGCGAAUGAUGAAGAAACCCUCGAUUCACUGUUCUGAUUGUAAAGAAUUAAAUCCAUCUCUAAUAAACUAAUCCAGAAAAAAA
Molecule: messenger RNA, 446 nt
Organism: Epinephelus lanceolatus (giant grouper)
Lineage: Eukaryota; Metazoa; Chordata; Actinopteri; Perciformes; Serranidae
Source: RefSeq, a predicted model, not a curated record